Messenger RNA from Saprolegnia diclina VS20, 2182 nucleotides. RefSeq lists its product as hypothetical. The record is from RefSeq and is a predicted model, not a curated record. Gene Ontology annotation, molecular function: protein binding. The transcript is spliced from 2 exons. Lineage: Eukaryota; Oomycota; Saprolegniomycetes; Saprolegniales; Saprolegniaceae. Bases 357 to 2027 code for a protein of 556 amino acids.
CUGGGGUAUCAUUCCUCUACUACGGUGGCCUCAGCUGGGCGACGCACUCAAAAAAAUUCGGCCGCAGCACAUGGCGGCCGCUCCAGCAGGCGGACCAGAGCCGACCGACGCUAUCUGCGUCGAGCCUGCGUACUCUUGGCACGGGAAGAACACCAUCGGUCGCUUGCUUCUUGCGCGCAAGGCUGGAGGAUGGGAGGAGCGCCAGUAUGUAAUCUCGCGCAAAGCUCGAGAAAGGAUUGUGACAGAGAACGCCGCGUUUCAUUGGAUUAAAGUAUGCUCGCGAUUAAAAAACGGCCAAUCACAUGGUCGCGCUAGUAGCUCGGAUUCGUUGAAUCCAAAAACAUCUUGGGUUGAGUAUGGCGUAUAGAGUGGGCUGUGUAACUUGGGUACAUCGAGCGCGACCAAGCCGCUUGCCAUCAUUUUCGAAUACUCGACCGCGUUCUUAUUUCCGUGCGGGCGCUAGCAUGUCUCCCAACGACCUCCCGACGCUGGCGUACGCCAAGAGCACCGACCUCGUCGCUGAGCCGGCCACGUCGUUUCUCUCGCACCACCACACGUCGUCGGCUGCGUUUGACAAGGUCCUCUCGACGUCGCGGAAGCUGCGGAAGAGCUGCUCACUGCCCAACUGCUCCCAGCGACCGGGCGAGUGCAUGCACUGCACGUGCGACGGCCGCUGCGGCCAGCAUGAAGGCGGCAAGUGUGGCGUGCGCCGCGAAGGCUCGGGCAAGUCGUGCAAGCGUCUCGGGUGCCCGAAGGAUGACACGUGCCUUCACAGCACGCGCGCCACGUGCUGCCAUUGCCGCAACCUUGUCUCGUCGCAGUCCCGAAGUCUGAAGGCCAAGCGUGCGCUCGACGAAACCGACUCGAGUGUUUCGGCGUCCGAACCGGCGCUUUCGCCGAUUGAGCACGCGCCCAAGCCUACCGUCCUCACGAUCGUCGCGCCCGCCCUCGCGCCUGUCCUUGAGUCCAAGAGCACCCCCAAGCCUCUCACGCCCAACAGCGCUGCCGAGGCCAAGCGCCGCAAGCGCCAGGCCAACGUUGACGUCCAUGGCAAGCCUGUCAUUGAUGCGCUCAAGAUGAAGAAGAAGGUCGCUAAGAUGCUUUCGGCUCUGCCGUCGCCAGCCCUCAAGCACACGAAGAAGGCGACGACCGCGCCCGCCCUCGGCACGCCCGCGCUCUGCGAAUACCCCGAGUGGGCGUCGCGCCGGUCGACGUGCAACCUCAUCGUCGUUGUCGAGGGCACUCAGUUCAACUUGCACCGGUUCCCAAUGCUCGUCGCUUGCCCCGAGCUGCGCUCGAAGCUCAAGCAGCAGCCCCAGUCGGACGACGGCAGCAUUGCCGUCCUCAAGUACGCGCACUUCCCCGGCGGCGCCGCGGCCUUUGAGCUCGCCUGCAUCUACGCGUACACGGGCAACAUGGACAUCAACGCGACCAACGUUGCGCUCUUGUACUGCGCGGCGCGCAUCCUCAAGAUGCAUGUGGCGCUCACGUCUCGCUGCGCGACGCUGCUCGAGACGCUGGCGCACGCGGGCUCGGGCAUGGACGUGGUGCAGAUGCUGCUGCAGGUCGUCGAGGUGCGCAAGUGCCUCCGCAACCAGUCGACGGACCGCAUGAUGGCCCUCUGCGUCAACGCGAUUGCGCAGCGGUACCCGUACGAGCACGACACGAUGCACUGGAUCGUCAAGCUGCCCUGCGAUGUCUUUUUGCACAUUACGCAGCUCAUUCUGAACGACCAGCCCAACUCGACGGUCAACAACGUGGUCGCGCGGCUCUGCGCGCAGGCGCACCUCGCCCAGGUCUUCCGGUCGGUCCAGAGCCCGAAGGAGAAGGCGUCGGAGCUCAUCAAGGUUCUCGACAUUCUCAUGACGCUCGACACGUCGGCGGUGACGACUGGCACGGACGAAGACGUCGACAUGUCGGUCGAAGAAGGCGAGAUCAAGGAGGAGACGACAUCCAAGCUCGUCCUGACGCCCGAGAUGCUGGCGCAGGCGAUUGCGAUGAGCCAAGCGUCGCUCGUGGCGGCCUAGAUAGUAUACCAUAGUAGCGUAGGAUUUAUUAGCAGUUAGAGGAGACGAUUAGGGUAGGACGACGAUGUAGCACUAGCAGUAUUAGACGAUGAUCAUUAUAAGCGACCAACAUGUAGACUAGCGGAUCAAUCACUCGAUCUUGGCAAGCAUGAGCU